AUGUUACCGGCUUCAACGCGACAGCAUCACGCGUUCGUUGGCAACCACGCGCACGGCCCAGAAGCGCCCCCCCGGCCUGCUUCCGUCUCGCCCCCCAUCGGCAGCUCUAUGGAACGCAGUGCCCCCGAGUACUCGCAGUCAGGUUUGCCAUCGCCCCAUCCAAGCAGCUUCGGCGACACCCAGUCUGAGGCCUCAUCCGUAGAUCACGAGUCUGCUGCGCCGUUUGUGACCCAGCAGGAAGCGCGGUCCACAAACUACUCAACCUCGGCCACUCCAACUUCAGACUACAGCGUGUAUCCGCCAUCUGCGCGGUCGGGCUCCUUUCCUGAGCACAUCACGCGAGCAUACCACCCAGCUAGCAACCACAGCGGCAGCAGCGGAGGUAUGGCGCAAACACCAACAAGUCCGUCCGUGCCUAUGCAAGAUGGGCCCAGCCAUCAGAACUCCCAGCAGGUCAAAUCUGACAGCGAUGUACCUAUAGAUCCAUCAAUCGCAGCUACCAGUCCAACGUAUGCUCAGCACGGACAAUAUUCGCCCUACGCCCCUCCACCCCAAGACAUGGCGCAUAGUUACCAACACCCGUCAAGCGCGGGCCUGUACGCGCAACCCCGUCCAGACUGGACAGGGUACCAGCAGCAACCUGGCGCCCCCAUAACUCCCGGCCAUCACGUAUUUCCCCAGACGCCGACAUCCGCAACGUCCCAGACUCGGCCAAACCAGGUUUAUUCGUUUGUCCCGAUUCCUGGCGCGCAGCAACAUAAGCGGCCGAGGAGACGAUUUGAAGAAAUUGAGCGCAUGUAUAAGUGCGGCUGGAAUGGGUGCGAGAAAGCCUACGGCACUUUGAACCACCUAAACGCCCAUGUAACGAUGCAGGCUCAUGGUCAGAAGCGAACACCAGAAGAAUUUAAGGAGAUCCGCAAAGAAUGGAAGGCCCGGAAGAAGGAAGAGGAGGCUGCCAGGAAGGCCGAAGAGGAACGUCAACGUCAGGCAGCGGUCACAGUCGCCGCCCAAAACGGCGGAGCUGACCCGCAGAACGGUCCCGACGGUGCUCAACCUCCGACGACUUAUUCGGGCCCCAGAGCGGUCCAGCUACCGCCCAUCGGAUAUCAGACUGCCACGUACCCUGCACCGCCGUCUGCAGGCAUGGCAGAAUAUGGGGGCAGCCAUGUAUACCCAAAUUAUACACCUCCCUCCCCGUACGGCCAGCCAGGCCAGCAGAUGUACAACCAACAUAAUGGCGGACAACCCAGUCACUAG
Lasiosphaeria miniovina is the source of this 1257-nucleotide messenger RNA. RefSeq lists its product as uncharacterized. The transcript is spliced from 5 exons. The record is from RefSeq and is a predicted model, not a curated record. NCBI's taxonomy places the organism in Eukaryota, Fungi, Ascomycota, Sordariomycetes, Sordariales, Lasiosphaeriaceae. Gene Ontology annotation, biological process: regulation of DNA-templated transcription. The coding region runs from base 1 to 1257 and encodes 418 amino acids.